AUGAAUUUAAAUACACGUGUUCUGUCGUCAGUUGCGGCGAUAGCGAUAACAUGUGCUGUUUCUGCGGCUGCCUAUUAUUACAAGAGUCGUUCAUCCGAAAUCAAUGAAGUAAUGGUAUUUUGUAAACUCCAAUUCAAUGCAUAUAAUUACUUUGACAAGUUAAUUAGUUUCAUCGAAAGUGCGAAAAAAUGUGUCAAUGUUUGCAUGCCUGGAAUACACAACCCAGUUAUUCAAGCUCGCCUUGUUGGACUUAUCAAGAAAAGAAAUAUAAAAGUUCGGAUUGUGAUUGAUCGUUCAGGACAUAAUGAUGCAACGAAUUUCUUUAUUAAAGAGCUCAUUGAAGCAGGUGCAGAAAUCAAAUGCAAAACAAAUGAUCCAAUUUAUUCAAUGCAACACAAAUUUUGUUUAGUCGACGAUAAAAUUCUUAUGACUGGCACACUAAACUGGGGCAAUGAUCGCUCUUUCGACCAUUGGAAUUACGUGUAUAUUACAACUAAGUUGCCGCUAGUUACUCCAGUGAAAACCGAAUUUUAUCGAUUGUGGGAAUCAUCAAAUCAUAUUGAGUGUCUGACUGAAUUACAUGUCAACGACAGCGACGUAGAGACGAGUGAAAGCUGCGAUGUUGAUGACAUGUCUGGUGAAAGUGAAGAUAAUGCUGGCACUGCUACCCUUAUUACAACUAAAACAGAAAUUACUACAAAUACCGAUAUAACCUGUAUAAUUUAACCAGUGUAAAGUAUAAGAUUUAAUUUAAGGCAUAUGUAGUUACAGUAGUCAAGUGCUUACCUACUAUAAUUAAGUUUACAAAUAUUUUAAAUGUAAUUAAGUGAAUUAUGAAAUCU
Leptidea sinapis is the source of this 842-nucleotide messenger RNA. Its product is annotated as mitochondrial cardiolipin hydrolase-like. Gene Ontology annotation, molecular function: RNA endonuclease activity producing 5'-phosphomonoesters, hydrolytic mechanism. Bases 1 to 726 code for a protein of 241 amino acids. The transcript is spliced from 2 exons. Gene Ontology annotation, biological process: piRNA processing. The record is from RefSeq and is a predicted model, not a curated record. Gene Ontology annotation, cellular component: mitochondrion. Lineage: Eukaryota; Metazoa; Arthropoda; Insecta; Lepidoptera; Pieridae.